UACUUUCUUAUCCAAAUUCAUUCCCUCCUGUCUCUAAGACCAUGGAUCCUUACAAGUUUUUGGUGUUUUCUGUGGAAUUUGUUUACUUAGUUUCAUUGCUUGAUGCAGUUCGUCCAUCAAGUGCCCACAAUUCUCCAUUUUUCACUACAAAUUUUGGGGCUUCUGUUUGGAACAACAACUCAUCUCUCACAGUUGGAUCUCGAGGUCCAAUUCUCCUAGAGGAUUAUCAUCUGGUGGAAAAGCUUGCUAAUGUCGACAAAGAACAAAAUCCUGAACAUGUUGUUCAUGCUAAAGGAGCUAGUGCAAAAGGGUUUUUUGAGGUUACUCAUGAUAUUUCCCACCCCACAUGUGCUGAUUUCCUUCGUGCCCCUAGAGUCCAAACCCCUGUCAUUGUUACAUUUUCCACUGUUAUUCAUGAACGUGGUAGCCCUGAAACUCUAAAAGACCCUCAAGGAUUCGCUGUGAAAUUUUACACUAGAGAGGCUGGGAAGGCACACUAUGUGCAAUUCCAUUGGAAACCCACAUGUGGAGUGAAAUGCUUGUUGGAGGAUGAGACCAUAAGAGUUGGUGGAGGUAACAACAGCCAUGCUACGCAAGAUCUCUAUGACUCAAUUGUAGCAGGAAGCUACCCCAAGUGGAAGCUUUUUAUUCAAAUUAUAAAUAUUGAUCAUGAAGACAAGUUUGGUUUUGAUCCACUUGAUGUGACCAAGACCUGGCCAGAAGACAUCUUGCCCUUGCAGCCAGUGGGUCGCUUGGUGUUAAAUAAGAAUAUUGAUAACUUGUUUGCCGAGAAUGAACAGCUAACCUUAGGCCCUAGAAUCAUUGUUCUGGGAAAGAGCAUUUCCUUAAUUGUUGGGUUGAGGCCUUGUCUGAUCCAGGGGUCACAUAUGAGAUCCACAGCAUUUGGAUCAAAUACUGGUCUCAGGCUGACCAGUCUGUUGGUUGGAAGCUCGCUUCUCGCCUUAAUGUCAGACCAAGCUAUUAAAGAUGACGAGAUAUUCAAACACGGAUCAAAGAGAAUUGUUUCACCAUGGUGAAAGAAAGUGACAGAGCAUAUGCAAGUUGUAUUAUAGUGAAAGGGUUGAACUUUCCCCUCAAACCUAAAUCUAUACUAGAAUAAGAGAUAUUGAAAAACUGUGUUGCCAUGAGAGGAUAAGGUCCCUUCAUGUUGCAUUAUAUACGAUUUUGUUUACUCUAUUGCUUUUCAUGUAAUGUGAACAUGCAAUGUAUGGUAUAUAUAUCAUAGUCUAUACAUACAAAGCAUAUUGUCUAUUCACAAAGGAAUUUUUGUUGUUUUGGUACAUCUCCUCCUAGUUUUCUACUUUCCACAGCUAAUACUGAUGGUUGUACCCCGUCACUGUAAAGUUCGAAUUAAUUUAAAAUGGUUUA
Rubroshorea leprosula is the source of this 1389-nucleotide messenger RNA. The record is from the annotation of a GenBank genome assembly. NCBI's taxonomy places the organism in Eukaryota, Viridiplantae, Streptophyta, Magnoliopsida, Malvales, Dipterocarpaceae.